AUGUCCCCACUCCUGCACAUCCUCACACUGGGCCUGCCGCUUCUCAGCGCCGGGUCCUCCCCGAGCGUCCAGCCCGACCUGAGCGCUGACACGCUCUCCGCGGCAAAGCAGGCCUGCGCGGCACUGCGGCAGACGCUCGGCCCGUCGAUUGUCGCGAGCAGCGGGCCGGAGUACACGCACACCGCCGCGGACACAUGGAGUCUCUUCAACUCCCGCACGCACCCGACGUGCAUCGUGUAUCCGCGCACGUCGACGCACGUUCAAGCGGCGAUGGCCAGCAUCUACCAGUUCGGGUCCAGUAUCACCAACGGCGUGCUGAUCGCGUUUUCGCACAUGAACUCGACGGCGUACGACCCCCACAGCAAGACAGCAACUGUGCAGCCCGGCGUGCACUGGGGCGAUGCCCUCGACGCGGUGCAAUCGCAUGGGGUCUCGGUGGUCGGUGGUCGUGCAAGCGACAUCGGCACGGGCCUGCUUCUCGGCGGCGGAAUCAGCUUUGUUUCUCCGCUGUAUGGCUGGUCCUCCGACCUGAUCAAGGAGAUGGAUGUCGUGCUGCCCACUGGGAAGAUGGUGACUGCCUCCGAGACGAACGCGUACGGCGAUCUUUUCCAGGCGCUCAAAGUUGGCGCCAAUCGGUUCGGGAUUGUUACUCGUUACGAGCUGUACGUGGCGGAGACCGGCACGAAGGAUGACAAGAGGUGGUACGGUGGGAUCAUUACGUUCCCGGGUGACCAGGCGCAGGCGUUCAGCAACGCGACUGCAAAGUACAUCCGUGAAACCAAGGACCCCAAAGCUGGCCUCAUCUCUCUCAUGAACGUUCUUCCGACUCCGGCCAACAUCGCAUACAUGUUCUACCAAGGCAGCUCCCUCCCCAAAUCCAUCUUCGGCGACUUUCUCGCGAUCCCAGGCGCGAGCCCGGCAUUCUCGCCCCUUAGCUACUACGACAUCGAAAUGCUGAUCCCCGGCAACGGACGCGGGAACGGCAACCAGUUCGGUGGCUCCGCGUGGGUGGGCGACGAAGCCGCGUACUGGGCGGGCUAUCAGAAACUGCAGAGCUUCGCGGCUCAGUACGGCUCCAAGCUUCACGGUGCAUUCCUGAUCGUGUCGCCGAUCCCGGAAGUGCAGUGGCGGGCGUCGCGGAACGGGAAGAGCCUGGUCGGAAACCCGGGUGUGUCGUACGGCGCUAUCAACUACAACCUCGUGUAUCCUGCCGGUGUCUCGACGUUGCCUGCUGAUGCGGACGCGGGUUUCCAGCGCAUGCUGCAGGAAGCUGCUCAGAGCAAAGGCCUGCCUCUUUAUGUCAACGAGUGCCAUGCAAACCAGGAGGUCUUUGCAACGUACGAACAUUACGAUCUGCUUAAAAAGAUAUACGCCAAGUAUGAUCCGUCGCGAUUCAUUACCAAGCAUAUGCUAGGGCCCAAAGGUUUGUAAGCUGACUGAUUAAAUCGAUCAAGUAUGUUUCCCUGAUUGGUAGAACCUGGUCCCAUGUACAUCUCGAGACUUCCGUUUAUGUAACAUACGCUUCAGAAGCAAACAUGAAGGAGUAAACUGAUGGAGGUUCCUUGGACAAGUUGG
Molecule: messenger RNA, 1575 nt
Organism: Mycena citricolor
Lineage: Eukaryota; Fungi; Basidiomycota; Agaricomycetes; Agaricales; Mycenaceae
Source: the annotation of a GenBank genome assembly